Molecule: messenger RNA, 133 nt
Organism: Racocetra fulgida
Lineage: Eukaryota; Fungi; Glomeromycota; Glomeromycetes; Diversisporales; Gigasporaceae
Source: the annotation of a GenBank genome assembly
AUGGGCGAAACAGCAAGAGCAAGGGAAUUCGUGAAAUUAUUAAAACUUGAUCGUGGACUUCAACUUCAGGAUGGAAAUUUUAAUCCUACAGAGCCAUUAGUUGAUGGGGAUAAAAUCGACAUAAAGGAAUAUA